CAUUUUUAACAGUUGCAAUAAGAGUAGACCCUUUUUAGCUUGUAGUAACGAACAUAAAUUCCCGUUUUUUUAAUUUUUUAAAGAGAUUGACGGUGUUUUAUUUAUACUGGAAACGCUUGGAUUGUUUGAUUCAACUACGACACCUCGUUUUCAAUUUUGCAUCUUGCUCAUUUGGAUAAACAUUCAGAAUGUUUAAAGGAGGUGCCUGGAAGAAUACAGAGGAUGAGAUUUUAAAGGCUGCCGUCAGUAAAUAUGGAAAAAACCAGUGGGCUCGAAUUAGUUCUUUACUGGUUCGCAAGACUCCUAAACAAUGUAAGGCUCGCUGGUACGAGUGGAUUGAUCCUAGCAUUAAAAAGACAGAAUGGAGCCGUGAAGAAGAUGAAAAACUAUUGCAUUUAGCCAAGCUGUUGCCAACGCAAUGGCGGACGAUCGCUCCCAUUGUAGGCCGUACUGCUACUCAGUGCCUAGAAAGGUAUCAGAAACUUUUAGACGAUUUGGAAGCUCGGGAAAAUGAAGAACUUGGUCUUACCACUGGAGAGGGUGCGGAAGCUGCUCCUCCCGUCAAUGAUCCAAAUUCCCGGCUUCGCUUUGGAGACGCGGAGCCCAACUUAGAAACCCUUCCAGCCCUACCAGAUGCAAUUGAUAUGGAUGAAGAUGAAAAGGAAAUGCUGAGUGAAGCUCGAGCUCGUCUUGCAAAUACACAAGGAAAAAAGGCUAAGCGUAAGGACCGUGAAAAACAAUUGGAACUUACGAAACGACUUUCUCAAUUACAAAAGCGCCGUGAGUUAAAGGCUGCUGGUGUAAACAUAAAGCUUAACCGAAGGAGGAAGAAUGAAAUGGAUUACAAUGCUUCAAUUCCAUUUGAGAAAAAGCCUGCCAUUGGUUUCUACGAUACUUCUGAAGAAGACCGUAAGAAUUUACGAGAUAAGCAAAAUGAGAAUCAUAAACUUGUGGAACGUGGUUUGAAGAGUAAAGAAACUCUAAAUGAUCGCGGACAUUUUGAGCGACCAAAGCCUGUUGAAAAGGUAAAACGACCCAAUAAUGAUGCUCAUGAUGAGAAAAUGAGACGUUUAGCUGAAGCUGAGCAAAUGAGUAAAAGAAGGAAAUUAAAUUUACCAGCACCACAGGUUAAUGAGGAUGAGCUGGAUAAGGUCGUCAAACUAGGAUUAGCUGGUGACCGCGCUCGUUCCAUGACCGAUACGACACCAGCUGCAGGCCACAGUACUGGAUUGGUAGGUAACUACUCUCAACUCGAGCGAUCCACGCAACUGCGUACUCCUCGUAGCGGUGCUUUAGAAGGCAAAGAAGAUGCACUUCUGAUUGAAGCGAGGAACCAAUUGUUAAAAAAUCGAGAACAGUCAUCACUUUUGGGAGAAGAAAAUACUCCAUUAGAUUCUGGAGGGACUGGAUUUUCUGGUGCUAAACCGGUGCGCUCUGCUGUCAGUACAAAUGGCGAUGGAUUACCUAGCAGCCAGGCCACUCCUUAUCGUACACCACGUGAUACGUUUGCGAUUAAUAGAGCUAAUCAAAAUGCGCAGGCUAUUGCUGACUCGAAAGCUAAAAAAUUAAAGGCGAAGGAAUUAAUGAGUCUGUUUGCCAAACUGCCAAAGCCUAAAGAUGAUUAUGAACUAAUGGAACCUCGAUUUGCUAAUGAAACAGAAGAGUUAUCAGAAGAAAGAAUGGAAGAAGAUGCUGCUGAUCGUGAACGUCGUAUUCAGGAACACUUAGCACAUAUGGAACGAUUAGCGCAAGAGCGCCAAUCGCAAGUGAUACAGAAGGGCCUUCCUAGACCCAACAUUAUUCAACCGUCUUCUUGGAAAAAGGCAUGUAAGAGCGGCUCUUCUGCGGAAAGCCUUGUGUUCCAAGAAUUAUAUGCACUAGUUGCAUCUGACGGUAUCAGCCAUCCUACCAGCAGUAUGAAAAUGAAAGAAAAAGUUAGCAAGGUUGCAGAGAUCUCUAACGAUGAGUUGGACAAGUGCAAGGCGAUGGUCUUGCAAGAACUUGGAUCCUCGCAGGACAAAACAGAUAAAAAUCGGUUUGAUAAAGAAUUUCUGGAAGCUUACGACUCUAUACAUAACACAUCUAAUUUGUUGCCAGGAUUAAUAGUAUAUGAAGAAGAUGACGAAGAUGUCCAAAGUGCUGAAAAAAUCUAUACAUCGAUAGUCCAUAGAAGUCUUGCACAAGAUGCUAUUUCUUGCAAUAGAUUAGAAAGUUUGGUAGGAGAACGUUUACAAAAGUUGUUGGAGAGAUCUAGCUUUUUACUCUCUAAAAUAUCACAUGCACACCAAGCUUUGGAGACGGAAAAACGAAAUCUUUCUUGUUAUGAGAUGCUUUGGAAGCAGGAGUCCGAAAACGCUCCUCAUCGUUUAAAAGUUUUGGAACGGGAAGUGAGUCUCAUUUCACACAUUAAUGCCUAUGCUCAACAAGAGUAUGCAUUGCGGGUACGGAAUCAUUAAAUUAAUCAAAGACUAUAAUGCGCACACGUUAUAUAGCAUGAUGAAUAUAUUUUUAUUAUAAUGCAUCUCAUCGUAUAAAACUCAUUAAUUAAAAGUGGAGCAAUAAAAGGAAAGAAGAAC
Schizosaccharomyces octosporus yFS286 is the source of this 2576-nucleotide messenger RNA. RefSeq names its product cell division control protein Cdc5. Lineage: Eukaryota; Fungi; Ascomycota; Schizosaccharomycetes; Schizosaccharomycetales; Schizosaccharomycetaceae. The transcript is spliced from 6 exons. The record is from RefSeq and is a predicted model, not a curated record. Gene Ontology annotation, cellular component: Prp19 complex; spliceosomal complex. Bases 189 to 2456 code for a protein of 755 amino acids. Gene Ontology annotation, biological process: mRNA splicing, via spliceosome.